Messenger RNA from Medicago truncatula (barrel medic), 1350 nucleotides. Its product is annotated as probable rRNA-processing protein EBP2 homolog. Gene Ontology annotation, cellular component: nuclear periphery; nucleolus; preribosome, large subunit precursor. The transcript is spliced from 2 exons. The record is from RefSeq and is a predicted model, not a curated record. Gene Ontology annotation, biological process: rRNA processing; ribosomal large subunit biogenesis. NCBI's taxonomy places the organism in Eukaryota, Viridiplantae, Streptophyta, Magnoliopsida, Fabales, Fabaceae. Bases 160 to 1029 code for a protein of 289 amino acids.
AGUGACAAAAAGAAAACAUAAGAGGUCUAGGGUGUUGUUUCUCAGAAAACAACCACAAACGUUGUCUCUCUUCCAUCUCUGCCUCCUUAAACCUCUGUCUAAACCCUACAAAUUUCUGAACUGAUUUUCGCAACCGUUCCAACGUAGAACACGAUUGAAAUGGAGGUGCCUUUGGUUAACGGUGAUCCAAUGAUUGACGAUGAAACUGAAGAUUUGGAUGAGGAAAUGUCACCGUUUGAAUCAGAUUCGGAAGAAGAUGUCAAAUUAGCUGAACCAUCUAAAACUGCAGUGAAUAACAGAGAUGCUAUAUUAGAUAAACUUGGAGACAUAAGCUGGCCUGAGAAUGUGGAUUGGAAGCACAAACUCUCCAUUGAUAUUGAUCAAGGGCAGGAAGUAGAUGUGAAUGAUGACUUGGCACGUGAGCUAUCGUUUUAUACGCAGGCAUUGGAGGGAACUAGACAGGCCUUUGAAAAGCUUGAGUCGAUGGGUCUCCCUUUCCUGAGACCUGCCGACUAUUACGCAGAAAUGGUGAAGGGAGAUAGCCACAUGGAAAAGGUGAAAAGUCGGCUAUUAGAUGAGAAGCGGAAGAUGGAGGAAGCUGAUGAGAGAAGAAAGGCCAGGGAAGCGAAGAGAUUGUCUAAAGAGGUUCAGUCACAGAAAUUGAAAGAAAGGGCCAAGCAGAAAAAGGAUGACAUUGAAUCUGUUAAGAAGUGGAGGAAGCAGAGACAACAGAGUGGGUUUGCUGACGGAGCCGAUGCUCCAGAUAAGUCUUUGAGCUUUGAGGAUGGAAAAGUGUUUGAGAGAUCAAAGAAAAAGAGGCCUGGAGUGUCUCCAGGCGAUCGGUCAGGAGGUAAGGCAAAGCAAGCUAUGGGAAAGGGAAAGAAGCCGCAAAAGAAAAGAGAUACUAAGAAUGCCAAAUUUGGUUUUGGAGGCCGGAAGGGUUCAAAGAAGCAGAAUACAGCUGACACAACUAAUGAUUUUGGCGGAUUCAGUAAGGGUUCUGCUGCUGGAAAUAAGAGAAAGAGAUAAAUAUAAUCUUGUUUUGUUUUCUCACAAAGGCGUGUGAUGGAAUGCUGAUAUGGCACAAUCUGGAGAAUUUCCAUCAAAUCUGUAGGUUCUCUUUCCUAAAUAUAUCAUGGUAAGUUGAUAAACUUUAUUGGCAGUUAUAGAUUCUUAUAUAUCUACUGCAAUUUUGAUGUUUUGUUAAACAAUUUGUUACGCUGUGCUGCUCGUUACUAUAAGAUGUAAUCGCUCGUUUAAGUACCAAGCCUGUGUUAGUAGAGAAAUGACUGUUUCUUUUUUGUUAUGUUAUUUAUUUAUCAAUUGAACACUCUUUUCUUGUCUUGUUUA